This is a messenger RNA of Thamnophis elegans (Western terrestrial garter snake), 2424 nucleotides long. RefSeq names its product ring finger and FYVE like domain containing E3 ubiquitin protein ligase (gene RFFL). The transcript has 8 exons. NCBI's taxonomy places the organism in Eukaryota, Metazoa, Chordata, Lepidosauria, Squamata, Natricidae. Gene Ontology annotation, biological process: protein K48-linked ubiquitination; negative regulation of extrinsic apoptotic signaling pathway via death domain receptors; proteasome-mediated ubiquitin-dependent protein catabolic process. Gene Ontology annotation, cellular component: plasma membrane; cytoplasm. The record is from RefSeq and is a predicted model, not a curated record. Gene Ontology annotation, molecular function: ubiquitin protein ligase activity. Bases 212 to 1285 code for a protein of 357 amino acids.
UGGAGCCUGGCCUUCGCGGGAGGAGGAGGAGGCGCCGCCGUGUCGCGGAGGUCGGGAGUGGAGCGUUCUCGGUGGUGAAAUGUAAGAGGGAGAGAGAGAGAGAGAGUGAGAAAGCCGAUUUUGUUGAGUUCCAGUUCUCAUCCAACCAGCCCCCAAAGGCCAGUGAUUAUGGAUAUCUGGAGCUGUAGUUCAACAGUAUCCGAGUGCUAUCAUGUGGGCUGCAUGUUGCAACUGGUUUUGCCUGAAUGGACAGCCUGAAGACAUGCCACAUUGCCCGCAGCCAGGAACUCGAGCAUACUCCAAUGCUGGCUACAGCUCCUUCCCAUCUCCCACAGCUUCAGAGCAGAGUUGCAAAGCCUGUGGGGUGCAUUUCAGCAGCUCCUUCCUUAAGCGCGUCUGCCUGGACUGCAAGAAAAGCUUCUGCCCUUCCUGUUCGCACCAGCCCGAGAGCAGCCCCUGCCUCUGCCACCUCUGUGAGCGAUUCCGAGCUACAGCUUUUCAGCGGGAAGAACUCAUCAAAAUGAAAGUGAAGGACUUGCGAGAUUAUCUGGAGCUCCGGGAGAUCUCCACGGAGAUGUGCCGUGAAAAAGACGAGCUGGUGUGCUUGAUUAUCAGUCAGCAGCCCUUGGAUCCCCAAAGGGAGAGGGCCCCCCAGGUUCCUUGCCCAGCACCAGUUUCUGUUGCCCAGGAGGAGUGUACAACGACACCAGUUUCACAGGAUUACUCUCCCGAGCAAAUUUCCACCAACCCUGCCUUGCAGACUGAGGAGCAUCCCCAGGCAAAUGGGCAUGUGCUGCCGAGCCAGGACGAUAUGGCAGAAGUUGAGAGCGGAGUGCAAAACCUGCCUGAGGAAGAGACGCAGUCCACUGAUUCAGAAGAUAACCUAGUUACGGGACGGAGGGCAUCUCUCUCUGACCUAACAAGCCUGAGAGAUAUUGAUGCCCUCUCGGUAAGGCAGUUGAAAGAGAUCCUGGCUCGCAACUUCGUUAACUACAAGGGCUGUUGUGAGAAAUGGGAGCUAAUGGAGAGAGUGACCCGCCUUUACAAAGAGAAGGACCUCCAGCAGCUGGUUUCAGAUACUGACGAUCAAACUGCUCCAACUGGUAAUGCCACCCUCCCUGGUUCUGAAGAAAAUCUCUGCAAAAUCUGUAUGGACUCCGUCAUUGACUGUGUCCUAUUGGAGUGUGGCCACAUGGUGACUUGCACAAAGUGUGGGAAACGUAUGAAUGAGUGUCCCAUCUGCCGGCAAUACGUGAUAAGAGCUGUCCACGUUUUCAGGACUUAAAAGCACAGGAAGCAGGACUAAUAUUCUUCCACUGUGACAGAGAGCACCAGUCCCAGAGCCACCCAGUCCCCAUUCUUAAGAAGCCCACAGAUGAUAGGUGAGAUGAAGGAUGGAGGGCUGCGGAGAAUUGAGCUGUGAUUGGCUGCCUACCCCAACUAAUACUGUGCAUUAUACUACAGUGCCUGGAGAGCUGGACAUCCUCAGUAGAUCUAGAAAGCAACAUGCCUUUUCUUUGUCUGCUUUUGACAGGGCAUAAAGAAACUCUUGAUGUUUCCAAGACAUUGAGGCUCUUCCCCUCUGGAGUAAAUAAACAAGGUGAUCUAAAGAGGAAGAGAGAUUUGCUUCUCUCAAUUCUCCUUUCUCUUUGACUAAAUCCUUGAAGGGGAGAAUAUAUAUUCCUUCUUUUUUUGGAUAUAUAUUUUUUUUAAAGAAAAACUUUUAGUUUAUUAGCUAGCCUUGCUGGUCAGGCUGAAAGUUGUCUCUUCUAUUGCCUUGGAUUCUUGUACAGAGUAAACCUGUGUCCUACCGUAGUGGCCAUGGUGACAUAUCUACAGAUGAAGAGGGGUUGUAGGCGAGGCGAGGAUUUACAAUGAUGGAGUUGAAAUUUUGCCAGUUUUGUAGCGAAUGAGUAUCUCAGGGAUACUUUCUAUGUUUUUGUUUGUUUAUAAUUUUGUCAUGAUCAAAAUGCGGUGGCCUUUAAGAAAAUCAAGUUGCAUUAUAAUUGAUUUGUUUUGUAUUGUCAUUGGGGAAAACUCUUUAACAUUUGUUCUGGAUUUUGCUUAUGGAAUUAGCAUUUGGGAUAAUAAGGCGGAACCAGUUGUGCUUUUUAAAGGCCAGCGUCAGAUCAUAAACUACAUUAGGGCCUGUCCUUGACAAAGGAUCCUCUUCAUUUCACUCUUUUGUUAGCAUUUGCUGCCUUUCUGAUAAUAGUAUUUCAUACCGAGAUGAACAGAUGUCCAGAUUGCUUUCUGUAGAAGUUCAACUACUUGAUUUUUUUGAAGUACACAUUUCUGCCUUUAAAUGACAAGCGUUGGCAUUUCAUUUGCUUCUAUUGAAAAAAAAAUCUUAUGUUCUUUAAUCACUCUUCGGUGAAGCAUUGAAGUGAAGAAAUUGGAUACAUGGGAUCAGAAUGGAUCUUU